CUGCAGAGGAGGAGGGAAUGGGUGAGUAGUGCAGCUGAAACACAGAGAGCUCUACUGCUGCUCCACUCCUUCCAUCCAGAGGAGAAGAAGCGGAUCUAUUUAAACUAUCUUUGUUGGUGGAAACAAGCUGAAAAAGGAAAAAGGUCUCGGAUGUCUUUGCAGAAGCUGCCGGGCUCUUUUGGAGUCAUGUUCCCAGCUCUGCCUAUGAAAGCGGAGCGCAGUCGGAAUAAGGAGCGGCUGGAGGCCAGCUUGGCCGGCUUGUGUGAGCUGGAGCUGCUGAAACAGAGGCAGGAAUGCCGGGUGCUGAGCGCUCUCUGCCUCGGAGACUCUCCGGCUCCUGGUCGGCCGCCUUGGGGAGCUCUGCGCUCGGCACGGUGCGCACUGGACGCACCAAACAGCUCCAGGCUCCAAACUAGCAGUCUCCAGUGCACGCCCCGGGGUAUGAAGGUGUCUUUAGAACAGCAGGUGGCAGAGCUGAAGGUGAAUACUGAGGUCCAAUCAGCAGAUUCCCCUGCUGAUCUAGAGGACAGUCAACUCAUUUCAGGUGAGGUCCAUGUAGCCAGGAAAAAUGGAUCUCCUGAAUCAAAUUACCACCCUUUGGUCCCUCGUUCCCUCUCAGCACCUGAUGGGACAGGGGAGACAGAGACAGGAGAAACAUGGCUGCCAGACCCAACAAGACUGGCCACGGUUACUGAUAAUUCGGGGGAGAUGAGGGAUGCUGUCCCGAGUCAGGAAGAUUAUCAACAAGCCCAAAAGGUUGAGACCUAUAUGUUAGGAUUGAUCCAACGUCGAGCUCUACCCACACGCCCCUCAAAGCCCCGCACCAGCCUGGCACAUGAUCCCCGAGCUGCGAGUGUGGUGAGGCAGAGUAGUUUAUGCCGCAAGGAGGAGCAACCUUCACCAAAGCAGGUGUCUGUUCAAGAGAUGUCUACUCCGUCCCAGUGUUCAGAGGGAACUGCUCCACAGGCUUUCCAUAAUCUCGAUCAGGAGCCUUACCUCGGGACGGAGUUUACUGAAGAUGCCCCACCCCCGUACCAUCACAUCCAGCAAAGUAUCCAGCAUCAACCAGGGCUUUAUCACAGGCCCAGGCAGGCCUCCAUGAUUACCACCACCCGCUCAACAUCACUGGACUAUCCAUCUUGCAGAGUGCUGCAAACCCUCCCAGACUCCAGUAACAGCGAGCCUGAUUCACCCCAACAUUUCACCAACUACCCCUCCCCUCCAGUUCCAUCAAAGCCUCACCAACCACUUUCACCUGAUGAGCAGCUGGUCAACGCAGAGUAUAUUCCAGCCCAGCCUUGCCGAGCCUUCACCAGAGCUUACGCACAUCACCAACCCAACCCCCACAAAGGGUCUGGGGUGCCCAAACUCAACCGCAGCACAUAUUCCCCAGAAAGAAGCCAUCAUCAUCAAGAGCAGCAGCCCACGGCAUCUCAGAUCCAACCUUCCAGAUCCCGAGGGGGCCCAAAGAAGUGUCGCUCUUAUGAGGAAAGAAAUGGUGCCAGCAGGAAGCCAGGGAAGAAGGCAUGUAGGUCUCAGUCAGAGAACAGCCUGCAAAGGGUUUCAGAACGCAAGUGCAAUACAGUAGAGAGAGACGGUGGUGGAAGUGGAAGCGGUGGAAGGGGAAGCCGCAGUAGUCAAUCCAGGAGCAAGAAACAACAGCAAGGAGGUCAGAGCUGUCAGCGCUGGCAGUCCAACAUGGAGCUCAGCCAAGAUGAGGCUGACCAACCACCCAUGCAGGCACCCAUGCAGGCACCCAUGCAGGCACCCAUGCAAGGCUCUUCGGCUUCAAACCAAAGGGACCAUUGUGCAAGGCGCACGCGCAAAUCUCGCCCUACGCAAGCAUCACAUGCCUACCCACAACAGCUCCACUCCCACCAUCAUCAGCAUAUGGAGUACCAGUUAGAGAGGGACCAAGUGCUGUGUCAGCCUAGCGAGGACUACCCUCACCCACGUCAGGGUGAGUCUGAGUCCAGCAUGAGCGAGGCUGACUCUCCAGAUUCCAGCUCUUCAUCCAGUGAUUCAGAUGAGAGUGGUGGUCUGGUUUGGCCCCAACAACUACCCCCUCAACUUUCCCCCCCAUCACCUUCUGCCCCACCUGGGGCCCCUCAGCAGCCAAAGGCUUUUGUCAAGAUUAAGGCUUCACAUGCCCUUAAGAAGAAGAUCCUGCGCUUCCGCACUGGUUCACUGAAAUUAAUGACCACUGUAUGAGGUGGGAUACUGGCCAAAUUGAUGGAGCUUUGGACCACAAACCACAGCGAAUAUAAAAACCAAUGUGUACAUGGAAGUUCUAUGUUCUUGGUUGACUGAAUUGAUUGGAUGGUUUAGAUAUGCCUUAACAAGCAACGAAGGAUUUGGCCAUCACUAUAUCAGCUGUUGUUGAAUUGUAUAUGAAGUGUUACAUUUUACUAAAAGUCUUAUAUGGAUGACUCAUGUUUUGUCAAAGGGUGCCAUUAGGGGUGUAACGACACGUUUUUACAACGAUACGAUACGAUUUCCAUGGUUCUGAUACGAUUCAAGGACAAUAUUUGUCUCAUCUAGAACGAUACGAUACGAUUCAAUGAUUUGGAAACGAUACAGUAAUUUUUUUUGUCAGUGUGACUGAGGAAUCCUGACUUGCACUGUCCAGUAUCAGCUAUCUAUUUCACAAAGUUUUUCUUGUAAGGGAAUCAGGGAUAAAUUAAUUUUGGAUAUAAACAAGUAAACAACGAUUAAUGGCAAAUACAUACAGCUUUUAUU
Molecule: messenger RNA, 2739 nt
Organism: Sebastes umbrosus (honeycomb rockfish)
Lineage: Eukaryota; Metazoa; Chordata; Actinopteri; Perciformes; Sebastidae
Product: dapper homolog 3-like
Exons: 3
Coding region: 151-2211 (686 amino acids)
Biological process (GO): negative regulation of canonical Wnt signaling pathway
Cellular component (GO): cytoplasm
Source: RefSeq, a predicted model, not a curated record